CUCCCAGACCAUGCUCCAUUCAUCUUUUGUGCUUUGCAGUUUGUGUAUUUUUCACGAUGCCUGAACCAGCAAAAUCCGCUCCUGCGCCCAAGAAGGGUUCCAAGAAAGCGGUGACCAAAACUCAGAAGAAGGGCGACAAGAAGCGCCGCAAGACCAGGAAGGAGAGUUAUUCCAUCUACGUGUACAAGGUGCUGAAGCAGGUUCACCCUGACACCGGUAUUUCCUCUAAGGCCAUGGGCAUCAUGAACUCGUUUGUGAACGACAUCUUCGAGCGCAUUGCUGGGGAAGCGUCCCGCCUAGCGCACUACAACAAGCGCUCGACCAUCACCUCCCGGGAGAUCCAGACCGCUGUGCGCCUGCUGCUGCCUGGAGAGCUGGCUAAGCACGCCGUGUCUGAGGGCACCAAGGCUGUCACCAAGUACACCAGCUCCAAGUAAUUUGUAUCGCCUUCAGAAGCUGUUACUUCCUAAAAUCCAAAGGCUCUUUUAAGAGCCACCCAACUUCUCCUAUCAGAGCUACAGUCACUGUUUUCAGUACAAAACCAUGAAAGUACAGCAGGUUUUGCAUGGAAUGUAGUUCUAGAAUAGCAUAAUGUUGUGUUCCUUUAACAAUUCUUGAGACCACUCGUGCCUUUUAACAGGCAUAAGCAGUUUCCUUAGUGUAAAUAUACAAGGUUUUUUAAAGUUAAUAUGACUUGGAAACUAGUAAGGCUGUUCUCACGUGGGUGGGCAAGAGGAAACUGAAAUCUCUCCCUACGUUUCUUCUAACUGGUAUAGUUUUGAGGUGCUCUAUACUUCACGCCUGAAGCCUAAUGUGUUCAUAGGAAAGUGGAGGGACAGCCAGGGUUUUGAAUCGAUUUUUUACGGGGACGUUGAAUUUCUAAAACCAAGUUCUCUUGGCUUCCCUGAGAAAGGAUAGGCAAGGACUUUUUUUUUCCCCUGUUUCCUAAACGGGGUUUCACCGCUGUUUGCUAAUCUCCGUUAAAGCUGCUUUCGGGCGGGAUUUCUAAAAUCGG
Pelodiscus sinensis (Chinese soft-shelled turtle) is the source of this 1015-nucleotide messenger RNA. RefSeq names its product histone H2B 8. Gene Ontology annotation, cellular component: nucleosome. The record is from RefSeq and is a predicted model, not a curated record. Lineage: Eukaryota; Metazoa; Chordata; Testudines; Trionychidae. Gene Ontology annotation, molecular function: protein heterodimerization activity; DNA binding; structural constituent of chromatin.